Messenger RNA from Trametes versicolor FP-101664 SS1, 2307 nucleotides. RefSeq lists its product as uncharacterized. The transcript is spliced from 13 exons. The record is from RefSeq and is a predicted model, not a curated record. NCBI's taxonomy places the organism in Eukaryota, Fungi, Basidiomycota, Agaricomycetes, Polyporales, Polyporaceae. Gene Ontology annotation, biological process: rRNA processing. The coding region runs from base 1 to 2307 and encodes 768 amino acids. Gene Ontology annotation, cellular component: nucleus.
AUGCCGAAAAGCACCAAGAAAAAGAAGGAUAAGGCAGCUGACUUCUCAAAAGCCAAGCUGAAGCUUGGAAAGGGCAAGCAAGAAGCAAACAACGUCAUCGAUACAUCUUUCAAAGCCAGGUCUAUCGCUCUACCCACUCAGAGCAUCGCGACCGACAGGGACACGGAUGCACCUACCACUAGGAGACGAUUGACGUUUGACUCUCUCGUCGUACACCUCAAGCACUACAAUUCAAAUACGCGAAAAGAUGCCCUACUUGGACUUCGGGAGCUUCUUGAGGCCCAUCCCGAGCUCAUCAACGUGCAUUUGACUGCCUUGGUCAAUAGCUGCAUUCGUCUCAUCAGCGACGAGGAUGCGAGUGUACGGAAGACGUUGCUGGCAUUUUUUACCUGGCUUUUCCGACAUGUGCCUCGAGACGACAUCACUCCUCACUCGCCAGUUCUCCUGCUCUUCACUACAUCUGCUCAGACCCACAUUUUCCCGGAGAUUCGCAUCGACGCCGUCCGUUUUCUUGACAUCUUUCUUGAGUACAUCCCGGAGGUCGUCACAGAAGGAUGGACUCAACAAGGGGGUACAAGUCAUGGAAGAAGGGCUCUCGAAGGCUACCUCGGGAUUCUCAAUGCCGGAACUACAUUCGGAGAGGGCGGUGACUCGGGGCCGGCUCGUGCGACCUCUACCGCUAGUGUGGUCCUAUCGCCUGCCUCCAAGCUCGUCGUUCUGAAAUCCCUGGCGACGUUCCUGGUCUAUGCCGUGACUACUGCCAGCGGACCACGGGAUAUCAGCAACGAAUCAAGUUCCGGAAAUCUCACGACACCGACUUGGUACUUUUCAUCGUCCUUUGCUUCCACAUCGGCAUUCGUCGCGUUCGAUGCCCUUCUGCGCCCCACAAAUGGCCCUAACAUGAGUCAUGACUCGCAGCCUCCCAGCACUAGAAGCUGGGUGCCGGAAGCCUCUGGCGAGAACGAGGACUUCGUCGGCGACUUCGAUCUCGCCGCAACAAGUUCGGCAUCUUGGGCCGUCCAGGAGUUGAACGACAUCGAUGUUGCAGUUGCUGCGUUGGCCGAGAACAAACAGGGUAGCAGUGGUCUGGAUCUGCAAGUCGCUUCAGCUGCGCAUGUGGCCCGUACUCUGCACUCCACUCUCGUGUCGACAUUCCUAGACUUCGCGCCCUCCGUUUUCUCUCCGAGCUCGACUCCACCGGAGACCGAUUUGCAAAUGGUGCUCGUAGUGUGUCGAAUAUGUCGAAGCUUGUACGGCCGGGUAUUGCAGAAUACAUCCGAAUCAGGGUACUCGCACGAGAAGGCGGAAACCGACCUGCAGACGAUGCUCUCGUACCUGUCACCUUACUUCCCUUUCACCGUCAGCAGCUCCUCUACCGCAAAGCGAGACAUCAAGAUAGAGCAGGCGUUCCAGGACCUCAACCUCAUAUUUUGCGAACUGUCCUCCUUCCUCGUACUGGCCUUGCAAGGCAAUAACAAACGGGCGCCCACAACACGUGUGUCGAGGGCGUCCUUGCGUGGGGCUCGUUCAGCGAUAGCUGCGAGCUCUGCAUCUGCCGUCGGCGCACGCCAGAUCGAGCGCGUCAGCAAAUACAUCGUUCAGCUUCUCCACGGAGAAGCCCCAUCCUCUAGUGCCCAGUCAUCAAUACCACGGCCCAUAGUCGCACAAGCCUACGUCUCUCUCCUGCCGACCAUCUGGUCCUUGAUCAACAAUGCGACCUUGGAGCUUGCGUCGGCCUCAGCGACUCUUUUCUCAGCCGUCGUGGAACAUGCAACCAGAGCAUCCUCGGCGUCCGCAACUAAGAGGCAUACAGUCGACUUUAUCGGUAGACUUGUGCUUUUGGACAGGGAGCCGGAGUACGUCGGCGCGUUCAAAUGCGGGCGGAGUCAAGAGCAGGAUGCACAGCUGGAAGAAUGGAUCCUGCAGCUCCCUAAAACUCUCUGGGAGUUGGGCGGGAACCACCCCACGACUACCGAGACCAUUGUCCGGCUACUUCUGCGGUUAUUGCAGCGACGUUCAGGAUUGUUUCAUGCAGGGACAUACACCGCCCUCCGGUCCCGCCUUGUCCCCUACUUCGCGAUAUCGCACCCGGCGCGCGGUAAGCUGCGGGGUCCGUAUGCGAAACUGCCUGCGGACUCGCCGUUGCGCCAUCUGGUUCUCGACCUCGUGGCGACCAUCAUCGGCCAGAGUCCGCGGAAAACAGACUCCGGAGAUGACGAUCUCAUAUCCGCGGUCGACGAGGCUACCCGCGAGACGGAGGACGCGGCGUACUUUGCGGGCAUCAAAACCUCACUGUGCAGAGACUGA